CGACCGCAGCCCUAGCCCCAGCCCCGCCGCCGGGAGCCGCCGCCGCAGCAGCAGCCGCCGUGCUCGGAGCGGGAGCGGGAGGCGGUGGCAGGGCGAUGCCGGCGCUGGCGCUGCUCGGGCUGCUGGGGGCCGCCGCGCUCGCAGGUGUCAGUGCAAUACCACUGGAAAAGGACCAUGUUGAAGAAAUGGUAACACGAUGUAUAGUGGAAGUUCUUUCUAAUGCUCUGUCGAAACCAAAUGCUCCACCAAUAAAUCCUCAGUGCAAAGAGAUCCUCAAGAAGAGUGGUAGGCAUGACAGAGAAGAGAAAAAAAAUGAAAAUGCAGAUGAACAACUUGAAGUAAGGCAUUUGAAAGAAACAGCAGAGGAUGAAAAACAACAGCACGUGAGUGUGGAGGAAGAGCAAAGUCAGAAUGAAGAACAGUCUAAAAGACACAUAGAAGGACUUGAAGAGGAGAAACGCCAUCAUGAGGAAGAAAAGAGUAGGGAAGAGGAGGAGAAAUCCCAUGCUUUUGCCCAGGGUCAUCCUUCUCCUGAAGGUGGAACCUAUAAGGAGGAAAACAAUCAUCAGGAAGAAAUAAGAAGUGAGGAAGAAGAGAAGGAGAACAGCUAUAAAAAACACUAUCACAGUGAAGAAGAAAGCAAAGAAAACAAGCAUCAUGAUGAAGACUCGAAGCAUGAGCUUCUAGACAAAAAAUCCCAUGCUGCAGCCAAACGUGUAGGGGAAUUCCUUGAUGGGGAUGACAAACGCUUCAUGGGCCAUAGGCAUUCAGAGGAAAGGGUGAACAGCCAUGAAGGUGAGGAGAAAGAGGAGGAGGAGGAAGAGGAGGAAAGCAGCGAACAGUACCAUCAUGAAUCUAAAGAACAUAGCUUCUAUCAGCGUAGAGGGCAUGAAGAAUCUGAGGAGACGGAAAAAGCUGGGGAGGAAAAGCGACGCUACAGACCAAAACAUUAUCACAGGAAGUACAGAGAAGGUGAUUUUUCUGAAGAGAAGAGAGAUCACAAUGGUGAAAAAAUGGAAUCCAGUGAAGAGACCCCUUUAUGGGAUAAAAGGAGCCAUUAUCAGAAGCACCGGUAUGAAGAGCCUGAGCAUCAUCAUGAGGAGAAGAGGGGCUCUCAUGGGAGACACAGUUCUGAAGAAGUGGAAGAAAAGAGGCACACUGGCCAUGGGAGUGAGGAGUACAGAGAGAGGUGGCAGAGCGAAGAUAGCAGUGAAGAGGUAGACAAGAGGCAUCAUCACAGUGAGGAAAGCAAAGAAAAACGGCAUGAGGACAAGAGGUACCAUGGUGGAUCACAUGAGGCAGUAAGACACCAUCAUGAAGGAAAGACACGUCACAGUGAAGACAGUGAAGAAGACCUGGAUAAGCGCCAGAGUCAUGGCAACAGGAAUGAGAAGAGGCAUCACAGUGAAGGGAGACACCACCUGCAAGAGAGUGAAGAGGAGGAGGUCCCAGAUCUAUACAGCAGAGAGAGUAAAGGGCAGGCAAGGCACUAUGGCACUGAGGAGAGGUACAGUGAAGAGAAAAGGCACUAUCUUGGAAACAGCCAGGAGGAAGAAGAAAUAGAAAAGAGUCUUCACAGUGAGGAACAAAAACAAUUUGAUGAAGACAGUAUGGAGAAAGUAAGGUAUGGGGAAAAGGAGGAGUAUAAGAGCUAUCUCCCUGCAGAGACUGAGAAGAAAGCCACAACUCCAUAUGGCCCUUUCUAUCCAUGGCUUCAUUGGAAAAGCAGGCAUUUGGAAAAAAUGGACAACACAAGAGGUCAGAUUCGGGAGAGCGAAGAGGAAGGCAGACCCACCCUGAGUGAAAAGAACUUCUUCCCUGAAUAUAAUGACUAUGACUGGUGGGAGAAAAAGCAACUUCUGGAUCACCUGAAUCGUGGGCAUAGUGAGAAAAGGAAUCUGGGAAAGAUCCGCAAAUUUGAUAUUAAGAGGCAGUACAGCAGAAUGGAUCAACUCGCCCAGCUUCUGAAUUACAGGAAGAAAUCUGCUGAGUUUCCCGAACUAUACAGUUCUGGAGAAGACAUGAAAAAGCGUCAUGUUAUCCGGAGUGACAAGGGAAAUCUGAGCCAGAGGCCCCUGACAGAGGAGGAGGAAAAGGAACUGGAAAACUUGGCUGCCAUGGAUUUGGAACUGCAGAAGAUUGCAGAGAAGUUCAAUGACAACAGGAGAGGAUGAAGAUUGUUUGUGAGUGGUGUGGCAUUUCAAAGCUAGGUGUAGCUUUGCUCACUCAGUACCUAUAUAGCUUGGCAAAUUCAUUGCCACUGAAGUGUCAUUUGUCCUAAAAAAACAGGAAAUGCAGUUUACUGUCCACUCAAGUGUAGUGAUUUAUACUGCUGGAAACGUUUUUAAUUUGCCAUUAUGCUAUUGAGAUUUGAAUAGCAUGAAUUCUAACAUAUAACCUUACAUGCAAAGCAGAUAUUUUUAAUAUGCUUGUGCAAAUAUUUGUGUCAGUGUUCUUCAGAAAUAUUUGUCUGAGAGUUUGAAAUAAUAAAAACAUUGAUCUAGGACCAAAUCCUUCUCCUUGCCUGACAUGUUUUGGUUUCAGAAUUCUGUGGUUACUUUCAAAUAACCCAGAUCAGAGAUCAGACAAAUAGAUCUAUACACAACACUGAAAUGUAAUUUCUGGAUAUUUUUUUAAAGGUUAAUAUAGAACAGUGUGUCUUUUUCUUUAGUUUCAAGAUAGCAAGUGCAUGCAAACAUAUGCCAGGAGCUCUAUAAGUUGAAUCAGUUAACUCAAAAAUCCAUUGUGAAUUACUGUGGUGUAAAAUUAGCAAGGAGCUGAACAUACAUUAAAAAGAUAAGCAUACUGCAUCACCAGCUGUAUUUUGAUCAGUAAUUUUGGAAAUACACAAUGCUUUGUAACUGGUCUGUUCUGCAUUAAGUUGUAAAUGUGGGACUGGGUUAUACCCACGCUUCUUUGAACUGAGGACCACCUCACUUGGGGAGUGAUCCUGUUACGCAUGUUGGUGAGCAGCUCCUCACCAACUAUGUUGUUUUUACACAGUCUGCUCCACAGUGCCGACCCCUUACUACACCGCUCUGUUAAUCCUGUAGAGACCAGACUGUGGUUAAAAAGGGCUCCACAAAAUCAGAAGUUUUAGAUGCAGGUUCCCCUGUGAAUCAGGUGCUGAUGCUGAGUUUGGCUGUGGACAACAGUGAUUACUUGCUCAGAACAAUGAGGAGGAGGUUGCUAAAAACAGCUCUUUGUGAAUCAUGUGACACGAAGCCACAUACAGAAUUCUCCCAUAAAUAGUUUUAACUGCUAUGGGAAUCUUGGAUCCAGGUUAAACCAAAUGUUAAGAAAAGAAAAAGAUUCUAUUGUAUUGAUUGGCAUCUCUUUUUUCAGUGUAGUGUCAAGAUGAGGGAUGCUCUACUAACAUUUGAAUAUGCUUCUACUUAUGUCAUAUUACUGAUAAAUAUGAGGCAUGUUACCCUUCUAUUUUAAUCAAAGUAGCCAUCUACUUGUUAAAAUAUUUAAUCUUAAAUCUAAAAUUACAAAAUAGUUCAAAAGAGAAGUACCUAGUAAGGGUCUGAACCUCUAAAUAUAUAGGCAUAUACUAAUCCCCUUGAAUUUAAUACAAGCAUUUAAAGGUUUGAGUAGGUCCCAUAAAAGAUCUUGGGAAGGGAGAUAGAAGUUUUGGCUCCACUUAAAUCAAAAGCAGGUUUGUCACCAGCUUCAAAGGAGGGCAGAAGUUCACUGGGAUAUCUGUCAAAAACUUAACAGAGGCUGGAGCAUUGUUCCAGAAUGUAAAUAUCUCAACAACAAAUACCUGGCUUGCCUACUUCUUCCAAACCUCUUUCUUUUAAGAUGUGUAGCACAGUACAGUAAGGAUAACACAACAUGCUGCUUUUGUCCCUCCUGUUAUUACAAAAGGAAAAACAUCAUUAAAAGCAAUGGUUAUGAGCAAGCAGUAAAUUUCAGAAGUGCCAGGAAUUUGACAAAUCCACUUUUCUAGUGUUGAAACAUCAGGUUCUAGGUUGUCUUUGUCUAGUACUGAAUAUAAACAGCUAAGAUGACUAUAGCACAACAGUUAAAAUUCAGUGAAAUUUUGCUUUAAAAUAACAUGCUUUAAAUAUUCAUACUAACAUUUUUCAUCUACAUCAUCAUAUAUUGAAGCAUGAAACUACAACACCAAGAAUUCAGCAAGUCUGAUGAUGUUUUAGCUCAAACUUAGUCAUUUGAUUUAUAAUAAAUAUCACUAAUAAUAAAGCUUUCAGCAAUGCAUAUCUAUAUAGCAGAGGCAACAAACCACCUGGUGCUGUGGGGCUGGUCUUGGGCCAGACUGAGCCCACAAACUAGCCCUGCCUAGGGCCACAGGUGAUGUGCACUGGCCCAGAGCACAGCCUGCAGCAUGUGUGCCCCAGACUAGCCCGAAGUACAGCCCAGGCUGAAGUAUGGCCUGGGGUGCAGCCCACUACACUCACCAAACCAGCGCUAUGCUCCCUGUGCAGCCACAGUAGCACAUCAAUGCAACAUGAGCCCCCAGAGGAUAGGGCUCUGAAGGUUGGAUCUGGUCAGUGGGCUGUAUCUUUGACACUCCUGGUCUAUAGAAUCACAGAAAAUAGGGCUGGAACAGAACCUCAAGGGAUCAUCAGUGCUCAAGGCAGGAUCACCUCUCCCCCUACCUAAGCCAUCCCAGACAAAGCUUUGACUUUAGACAAACACUGUUGAAGGUUCUGGGUAGAUGCCUUUGAAAAAGCUGAACCAUCUCUGUUGGAACAGCUUGUUGGGGCUCUGAGACCAACUCUUGUGGUAGUUCUGCUAUUUGUCAGCCAGAUUCUUCUGCUUCCAUGAUUCCACAGGCUGACAAACCUAGCAAUAUGAUAGGCCAGCAAUACUGAAUGCACACACUGCCUAUUCUAGUUUUAUCCCAGGAACACAAUUGCAUUGCCUGUUCGUUGCCUAUUCAUCCGCUAUUGCCUGGUGGAUGGAUGACACAGAAAACUAACAGAAGUGAACUUUUCGUGAAUAAUUACCUUCUUUUGUAUUUGAUUCCCACAGCAGAGGAUAUUCUGGUCUUGACCAAGUAUAAUUUAUUGAGAUUAUCAAAAUGUACAAUCACAUUCAAUGAGACUAAGUGGUAUACAAAUACUAUUUAGCUUGCAAAAUAUUGAUCUCUAUUUAGGCACUCUCUGUUUAAGUGCAAGCUUGACAUAUAAACUGCUAAGAGGAUCAGGGAAAUGCAGGCUUGAUGAUUAUUGAUCUCUUGUUAUUUCAAAGGCUAAAGUACUGUAGCAUGAGAGACAGCAAAACAGUCCCUAAUAUUUCUUGUUGGAACAUAUGGCAAGGGAGGGGAAGGGGAGCAAGCAGAAAUUCUUCACUUGGUUUCACUUUUCAAAGUUUGUGACACCUUAAGCAUCUUCUGACAAUUCUCUCUGAAUUCCUUGUCUGGCUGGACAGAUGAGUUUCCAGUUGAAACAGCUGUUAAUCCGGUGUGGUUUACUGAAGUUGACAACUGUUGCAGUCGAUUUAUUUAAGCUUUCGGAAACUUUGACGUUUGUAUUUGCCAUGUAACGUUGGAAUAUUUAAGUUAAUAUUUUCAAGUUUUAUUCUACAAAGAUGAGGAAAAUUUUUACUUUUUUUCUAAGUGAAAGCUAAGAUGAUCAGAUAAUAAUUCCAGCAGCUUGGUCUUGAAAGAAAAAAACAAAACAAGCCACAAAUAUGGCAAAUUGACAACACUGAAAACGUCAAAAGAAUUGUACAAGACACUUCAGAUGGUUGUAACAAGUCUUUCAGUGGUGCUGAAAGCUUUCUAGAAGUUUGCUACAUUCUCAGAACACUAGGCAGCAGCCACUUUUCUACAGCCUGAUGCUUUUUUUGAAGUAGCUGAUGUGCAGUUGCCAUUGAAAUCCAAGCUGUCAGGAAUAACGAUGCUUCCACUUGAUGCUGCACUUUUGUAACAGCAGGCAACAAAAAACUCUCCUGUUCAGAGACCAUGCUGAUUCUUUCAGAUUUAUCAGCAAGGAGUCUCUAGUACUAUUGACCUGAAGGUUUUUGUCAGAACCUGAGUAGGCAUAAAUUCAAUGGCUCUCAAACAGCUCCAUUUGUUUCUUCUUGACAUUAGGGUUAGUGUGCCCAGGCCUUCCCUCUCAUGUAGAGUGCCUUCCUGUAUGAUUCUGCCAACCCAGUGCCUGUAGUCAGUAGGUAACGAGAGCUGUAAUUUUUCUAGUAUGUUAAUGACAGCUAGGUCUAUGUCAGUGUUUUUCAAACUGUUUAGCACAGGGGUGUCCAAACCUUUUUGAAUGUGGGGCUGGAUCAUGAACUUUUUAUCACCCAGUGGGCUGGCGAGCCAUAUUCAAAGAUCUCACAGGAAGCGGUAUCACAUCACCCCUCCCCCCCCAAACGAAAGUAAGUGUUUACUUUUGUUUUCCAUCGCAGCACCUUGGGCCUCAGAAAACAGCUUGGAGGGCUGCAUGUUGGACAAGCCUGGUUUAGUAGAACCCUGAUAGUCCACGAUAAGUCAUCAGGGGUUCCACAAUGAGACAGGGGGUAAUGGCAGAGCGGGCCAGGAGGUGGUGUGUCGCCAGUGCCAGGCUCCAUGCAUUUGGUGUAGGGGUUCUGCAGCAGUAGUGAUAUGAAAGGGUUCUGUGACUUCAGGAAGUUUGUUUCUUCAGGCCAAUACAGCUGGCUGACUUGAGCAUUCAGAGGGACCUGAUGGGUAAAUAAGAGCAAGUUGGCUGGGAUUCAUCCCAGGUACAACUGACAGGAAUUUUAUGUGGUUAAGUCAUUUCCAAAAGAUCAGAGUGACCACCAGCCUCAGAACCUUCUGAAUGAAACUGAAAGGCCACUUUAUUUGGCACAGGCCAAGGACAGUUUUCAGCAAGUCAUAAUUAGCAGCCAAGCAAUAGUCUUUUUUCAAACAAGACACAAAGCCAGUGCUGUUCUAAGAUAGCUUUACCACCCCUUUGAAAAGUCAAUUAUCUGCUUACAAGCAUGGAAAGCACAACCUCUCCCCACACUGUUAUAGCAAGUGUCAAAAAUAAAUAAAUAGAAUUAUGUCCUAGCAAACAAUGGGCUUGGAAUAUAUCCCUAAAUUAUGAAUGUUGGAAGGCUAGUUCGUUGGCCAUCUUAACUAUUGUGGAUUCCAUUAGUGAUAGAGCUGUAAAACAAAGAUUUUUGUAAGGCAUGCAAGUUUACCUAUAGGUGAGUGAGUGGUUGAACCAGGUCUAGAGGACUAGCACAACUUGGCCAUUCUUUUUUUUUUGCCUCAGAACUGGCAACUUUUACUGCGCCCAUACUAUAACAUGGAAUGUAUAGAGCAAUUUCUCAUGACAUCGUUACUUGGACCUUUUCUAUAUUUGAUUCAUACAUCAGUGUCCAUUUGGCCACAAAUGAAAUGUUAAUGUAUUGUUGGAUGUGGAUGUCCUAUGUUCUGGACUCUCACUGUCUGGGUAUAAGCUUUGUUUCUACUCCAGGUGCUGUGCUGAAGUAAAACAACAAAAAAGAACAAGGUAGCUGACUCGUGGGGGAACAGAGUCUCUUUCACUUUACUAUCUUGAUUUUGAAUAUCUAUCAGACCCCUGGAUAGAGAAAUAAAACUUCCCUUAAAAUAAGAAAUAUCUGUUAUAAUAUAAAGGUUCAAAAUAAGGUUUUCAAAAACUUGCAUUGGGCAUCAAAAUUGUAAUUUACAUUUCUAUAAAGCUUUCCUCUUCCAGUUGUCUUUAAAACCUCUUUAAUGGCUUAAUAUUGUGUUGGCUAUGCAAUACUGGCCAAAUGCUCUUCAACUCGUCACACAUUUGGUAUACACUGUUUCAUCACUAUAUGCAUUAAAUUGUUGGUCUGAGAACUGGUUCAUGACUUGCAUGCUAUUAAGUUGCUUACAUUAAAUGAAUUUGUCACAUUCCUGCAACAAGUAACAACUGCUGGGAAGAGUGGGGAGAGGAAAUGUUACUGCACACUUUAAAAUGAGAUGGCUUGGGUCACUAAUAGGAUCAAUACAAAAACAGAUUUACAGAUAAGGAAUCACAAGAUCAACUGAAUUUGAGGCAAUUGAUUUUAAACAACUUGCCUCCUUCAUGUUUACGUAAAUCAUUUUAGUGUUUUUCCAAAGCUAAUUUUCUCAGACUGUAAAAUCAAUGUGUCAAAGAGCAUUUUUCUUAGAUUAGCUGCAUGACAAUCAGCAUGAAGCCCCGUGUCUCCUGUUUCAAACAUAAGUAAUCCAUUAUAAGAAAACAAAUGCAACUUUGAUGAUAUGUCCCUUAUCUAGAUCUUUAUAUCUUCAUUGUUGUAAAAAGGCAAUUAUUUAAAUAUCCCAAGGUCUCAAUGGCAGGUGGGUACCACCUUUACUUUGCAGAUAAAUAAGAACUAUGGCACACAGAGAUUUGACUUUACCCAUGUCAAAAAGCAUAAAAAUAACAGUAGUUGGAAUAAGCCAGGAAAUCCUAACUUCCAGCCCCAUAUCUAUCACUGUAGGUCAAGUUGCUGACAGACAGAUGCAUGUACUUUGGGCAGCUUAAAAAAAUUCCACCCCAUCUUUAUUCAAAAUAUGUAUGAAAAAGAGUUCCUUUCUCUCCUUAGCACCCCCAUCCAAAAAAAAAGAUUUCUGAAAAAUGUCAGAUGUAAAUUCAGCAAAUCUCAUCCUUCUAAAGGUGAUCAGUUUUCCCUGUGUUUAAGUGUACCUAAACUUGGAUGGAAAGAGAGGAGGGGAAUCUAACCUAGCUCUUCAGAAAGGACUUGGCAGAACUGACUACACCAAGAAAGUUCAUUUCUCCCAGUCUGCAAGACUUUUGCAGAGAGAGGAAAGAAACUUGUAAAAAUAAGAAAAUGAUUAAAAUCUUACAAAAAUAAGACAGCUUGGAGACAAAAUUUGAAGCUCAAUCUAUUGCUCACUCAAGCAAAAUGAAUAAGGCUUUUAUUUCAGUGCAUUUAGACUACUCUGAGCUAAUGUUGAACAGCACUAGCCUUCUAGCUAGCAGUAUAUAACACUUUUAACGCAGUCCUUUCAUAAAAGCAAAUGCUGGAGCUACAGCUUCCAUCCCUGGGUUCUGGCCAAGCAGAAACCCAUCAGCACCAAUGGAACCCCCAUGUGCUUAGAGGUCCAUGCUACUGAAUCCUGAGAGACCAUGUGGGUGGUUGUGUAGUCAAGAGUACCCAUUCCCAUUCUCAAGUAAUUUCACUGCCUGAACAAUAAAGAAGCCCUACCUCUUUAGAAACUAAUUCUUGAAGUUUAAUUGAAGUGGCAAACAAAGCAUUUUGCAAGCUAACAAAAACUCUACACACCAUAAGAAGCAUAAUAGCAAAAUAAAUAUGGCUGUUUUCAAAACUUUCACAGGUUAACAAAAGAAUAAAAACAAUAUAAAUCUGCCUUCAAAAAAAAAAAAGGAAAAAAGGAAAUAUGCACUACCCAACAAGGGCACUUAAAUUAAACAUUUGGUAUUUCCAUUUAUAUACAUACACCUGAAGUUUUGUAUUUUCUUGCUUUUAGGAACAGAGGGUCAAGAUGUAAAGAUUCAGUUUUAAUUUGUCAUUUUCAUUUCAUUUCAAUCUUUUUUCAUUUUCCCAUCAGGAAUAAAAGUGCAUGAUCCUGUUGCAUUUCACUCUUCUUCUUAAAAAAAAUCAUUUAAAAGGGGCAGGGUUCUAUAUGUGAAAAGGGAACUCCAUUUACUAUACAGAUUAUUUUAACCUGAUGUAGCUGCAAGGCAAAAGGGAAGCUAAAGUGUCUUAAUUCAAACCCAAUCUCUGUGAAAACACUUCAGCAUCUCAUCCAAUUCUUACAACUACCAAAUAAAAUUGUUUCAUUGA
Alligator mississippiensis (American alligator) is the source of this 9741-nucleotide messenger RNA. RefSeq names its product chromogranin B (gene CHGB). The transcript is spliced from 5 exons. Gene Ontology annotation, cellular component: secretory granule. NCBI's taxonomy places the organism in Eukaryota, Metazoa, Chordata, Crocodylia, Alligatoridae. The record is from RefSeq and is a predicted model, not a curated record. The coding region runs from base 96 to 2174 and encodes 692 amino acids.